AUGGCAUCCCCAAGAAAUCUCUUAGCAUAUUCUGCAAAAAUUCUCUUCUUCUUCCUUAUCUUUUCCUCCUCAUCAUUACAUGCAACUCUAGAUCUGAUACCUCUAGGAUCUCAAUUAACAAAAAUCAAGGAACGUGCAUGCCAUGCAACAGAUAGUUACAGGUUCUGCAUGAAGAGGCUGAACCGUAAUCCUGAAACCAGCUCGGCCUCGACUGUCUUGUCUCUCGAAAAGGCUAUUCUCCAAAUGGGUGAGGCCAAGGCUGUUAAAAUUCAAAACUCCAUUAACGAGAUGCACGAGGAUCCCACGUUGGUUGCAGUAAAGCAGGCUCUUGACGUGUGUUCAGCUUCGUAUCAGAGUAUUGUUGAGACAUUUGAAAAGGUGGCGGAAUUGGAGCUGGAAGAGGAUUUGUUGUCUGCAAAUUAUGAUAUAAUGGUGUUGUUUGAUGAGAUUGGGUACUGUGAAGAUGCAUUGGCGAAAGCAACUGCUCGUCUUCCGUCUAUGGCCAUUGCAAAUAGAGCCAUGAAGCAUUUUAUUUCCAUGGCAGCUGCUGCAACAAAUGGUUUGCAGUAG
Molecule: messenger RNA, 570 nt
Organism: Carica papaya (papaya)
Lineage: Eukaryota; Viridiplantae; Streptophyta; Magnoliopsida; Brassicales; Caricaceae
Molecular function (GO): enzyme inhibitor activity
Source: RefSeq, a predicted model, not a curated record